Molecule: messenger RNA, 794 nt
Organism: Tinamus guttatus (white-throated tinamou)
Lineage: Eukaryota; Metazoa; Chordata; Aves; Tinamiformes; Tinamidae
Source: RefSeq, a predicted model, not a curated record
UCAAGAGCAUGGAUGAAAAGGCAGAAGCCCUGGGCACAAAGACAUCAAAGGGGCAAUUCACGAAAGAUAAGACACUUGAUUCAAUUCUUCAUGUUGAGAUGGUGAAAGAAAAAUCAGCAGAGGAAAUCAAACAGAUUUGGAAUCAGUAUUUUUCUGCAAAAGACACAGUUUAUGCUGUUAUUCCUGCAGAGAAAUUUGAUUUGUUAUGGAAGCGAGCCCAGAAAUGUCCCUCUUUUCUGUAUGCUUUGCCAAGAAAGGAAGGCUAUGAAUUCUUCGUGGGGCAGUGGUCAGGAACAGAAUUGCACUUCACUUCACUUAUAAACUUUCAGACCCAAGGUGAAAAUGCUCCUAGUCACUUGGUCUUGUACCAUUAUCCUGAGCUGCAGAAGGAAAAAGGAAUAGUACUAAUGACAGCAGAAAUGGACUCCAAGUUCUUGGUCGUCCAUGAAGCACAGUGCUUGGCGAAUCAGGUGCAGCUUUUCUAUGCAACAGAUCGUCCGGAGACCUAUGAAUUAGUGGAGAUCUUCAACCACAGACCUAGUGAAUUUAAAUACAUGUCAGUUAUAGCAGAGCUUGAGCAGAGUGGACUUGGAAGGGGAUUGAGACCUAGUCAGGAUUCUGACAAGUCAUAAAGCCUCAUCUGUGAGUGAACGAAGCCAGAGGCAGUUGGAGGGCUUCCUAGCUGGGGCAGUUCCCAUCUCUUUUGUUUUACAGAGUUGGUCUGACAGCAGAAAGGAUCAGGAGACAUCCCAGGAGUGUGGCAGUCAGGCUUGUCUGGCACUGAUGCAAGAUGA